Molecule: messenger RNA, 1560 nt
Organism: Penicillium oxalicum
Lineage: Eukaryota; Fungi; Ascomycota; Eurotiomycetes; Eurotiales; Aspergillaceae
Exons: 4
Coding region: 1-1560 (519 amino acids)
Source: RefSeq, a predicted model, not a curated record
AUGGGUCAACACGGGACCAAGGAAUCUCCUCCAGAAUUCCUUCCACCAGUUCAGACACGUGAGGAGCUCCAAGAGCGAUUGCAAUGGCGUUUGUCAAAACUAUUUAUGGACCCGAUUCGGUGUGAAUGGAUACAGACGGUAUUUGAUUGCUUUUGCAGCGAGUCUGAUCUGGGGAAAAUCUGGACUGUGCGUGACCUGAACAACUUCAUGGCCAGUACUUUUCCGCACGAGUUGUCCACGUGCGUAACUGAUGCAGCACCAAUUUUACAUCGUUCCCUCUUGAGACUUGGGUCAUAUCCAUACCAAAAUGACCCCGUAAACCUUCUCACGCUGGAGGUGCUGCGAACAGCUGUCAUUAUUCUGCUUGGACUUGACAAUUGGAGAAUACUCGAGACGGAUAGCGUCGCGAGACAAAGCCUCCCCAAUGAUCGUUCUGUUUCAUUUCAAAGGAGGCUCUUUUUUCAGAGUAUAGCUGAGCAGAAAGAAACACCUCGGCUGUCUCGGGGUCUUGGAGAUGACUGUGAUCUCCAGAAGGCGCUAGAUCUGAUCACCCAGGGGAAUUUCAAGCGUGACAAGCGAUUCCCCACCAGGGUGAUCCUCGGCCCUCAAUAUCCUCCGGCCGAACAUUUCCCUUCGUCAUUUUCCACCUUGACAAGCGGUUUGAUCUCCAGGGAAGAUCUCAGACCUUUACUUCGAUUGAUGCUCGUGACCCAAUUACAUCUGGCAGGCAUUGAUCCGGAGUGCUUCGCGUCUUUGCGAGCAGAAAUCGAAGCCUCGACAGACUCCUUACUGGCGUUGUUCCUCAGUGGCGAUGAUUCAUCCGCCAAUGUGACCUUUUCAGCGUUUGAAAAAGCUAUCGGUGAUUCAUUACCGAAUCUCUUCCAGGGAAUCCCCCGGGUUCUUGGACCUCUAAACUUGGCACGAGAACUUCCGUCUCAGCAUCCACUAACAUCAAUCACUCAGGCUCAAGGCCUGCUGAAAGAGAUGUUCAAGCCGGCGAUCAGAACCCCAAUACCCCCGAGAGGUCUCAUUUCAACUUUGACCCGCUUGAGCCAACUUUCUUUGAGCCUCCCCCAGGAUUUCCCUAUCGAAGCACCCACAAUCAUCCAUUCGUCUUCGCGGGCAGAUCUGGACAGGGUGAGGGAUUGCUUAUCCGACAACAAGAACUCCCAAAUCCUGCUCGUCUCUGGGCGAGGGAAUAAAGACACGGUUGUUUUUGCCGUCUAUUUCCGCACAAGCUCAUCAGCAGAGAAACAAAUCAGACCUAGCAUGAUUGUACAACUGACUCCAGUCCAGAAAGCGUUUCGUGGAUCCGAGGAACAGGGAACCGAGGAGAUGAACGAUUUGCCAUCAAAACCCACUGGCCAGGACGGGUCACAUUUGACAUUGGCACUUUCCGAAUGUAUCCUCGUGGUCAAAGAUAGUUCGGCAGAGGCUAGUCUGCUUGUGAGGACGGACGAUGGCAUCGACCGGCCGUACAUCCUCAACGCGGUGGAGAUUCUCAGCUUCGAAGGGACCAUGGUCUGUGAUGAGACUUUUGGUAAAUGGAUGGACAUCUGA